Messenger RNA from Porites lobata, 6241 nucleotides. NCBI's taxonomy places the organism in Eukaryota, Metazoa, Cnidaria, Anthozoa, Scleractinia, Poritidae. The record is from the annotation of a GenBank genome assembly.
AUUUUGCAUGUUUUGGGUUCACCUUCGGAUGACUACAGCUUCUCCUUGGAUAUGUUUUAUGGAGGCUCCUUUGAUGAUGGCACGGGAUCUGGAAAGUAUUCCUUUACCUACGCGCUAGUUCGACCUGAUGGCACCUGGUCAUUUGCGGAAAAACUCUCUGAUAUUGUAGACGUGGAAAGAUUAGAGGAAAGAGAAAACAAUGUGGAGAAGAUGGACAUCACAGCCGCCUUACAGCACAUAAAAUCUGUCGUCAAACCUGAUCUGACACUGCUCCACUUUCUAUGUUUGAAAGGAAUGACAACUUACAGGUCAGAAUAAUAGCUUUUAUCUUAUUCCAAGAGAGAAUAAUAGGACAGAGAAGAAAACGCCCAGUCUAGCGCUCAGCAUUUCCCCAAAGAUGUUUUUAGACCAACUAAGGGCAUGAAAUUAAUCGGAAGUUUGUUUCUGGAGAGGCCUGAAAACUUUUAUUCAAUGUUUUCAAGAAAGAAUUUAAACAGUCAUCAUUAAAGUACUGUAAUUGCAUUGUUUCCUUUAAUGCAGGAGCAAGUGGACUUGAUGACGUUUUAAACAAUCGAUUAAAAUGAAUGAAAUUAAUCACAGAUCCCGGCCAACGCCCUAAGAUUCCCUACUCUCUGUCCUAUUAUUCUCAUUGGUUAUUCAUGAUGAAAUUAAUCACAGAUCCCGGCCAACGCCCUAAGAUUCCCUACACUCUGUCCUAUUAUUCUCAUUGGUUAUUCAUGAUGAAAUUAAUCACAGAUCCCGGCCAACGCCCUAAGAUUCCCUACACUCUGUCCUAUUAUUCUCAUUGGUUAUUCAUGAUGAAAUUAAUCACAGAUCCCGGCCAACGCUCUAAGAUUCCCUACUCUCUGUCCUAUUAUUCUCAUUGGUUAAUGGAGCCUCCAUCUCCCAUACAAGCCCUUGGAGUCAACCCUUUCCCGAGUAGAUUUAUAAUUAGAACGGUUCCCAGGGGAGAGUUCGCGCGCCGACGGUGGGAAGAGCCAAUCACAACGACGAAAUGACACUGCUAUUGUACUUCAUCAAACAGCAGGAAAUUCGGUGUUGACAGGCCAAACACAAUCAUAAGCUAGUGAAACGUGACUUUAGCGCUUUCAUCUCUCAGAGAUUUUCUUUUUUUUCUUUCUAGCGGGUAGAUUAUACUGUGGAGAGUUUUAAACUCUGACUGUGUUAAGCUUAAUUUUGGUUGCUUGUCUCAAAUUAAGAGGCAAUGAUUAACUACUACCUGCGGCUGUAGUUCUGACAGGAUUCUUUUUUUUUAGCCAAUUUUUUUGAGCGUUAAGGUUCUUAUUUCGGCUAAAUGACUCAAUAUUAAUCAAAUUUCUAGUUUUUCAAGGUUUUUUUCCGAAAUGCGUUUAUCUGAAUAAAUGCUUGUAGUCCUUGUGAUGGUUUUGUCCGUCAGCUAGUGUGAUGAUUCCCUGCUAUGUUGUAACGCCGGGCCCAGCCAUUGUUUUCUUGCACAAAAGUGAUCUACAGAUGCGAAUUCGAAGGAAGGAAUUGAGCCUAAACUUCUACAUUAACUGCUGAGAAUUGUCCUGUUAGUCAGUCAUAAUUCUUUUGGCACAGAUACCAGCCAUUUUGUUUUUCUUGAGAUAAGUGGGUCUUUGGACUGGAGCGCGAUGUCACAAAUUCCUCUGUUAGCAAAUUACUUUUGAGUUAGCUUCACGGUCGAGCAACUGUUGUCUUCUGGUCAACUUUUCAAGCGCCAGUUUUAUCAGGCAACUCUCAUGGUGAUACAAGUCAGUUGUAAAGGAAGACUGCAAUUUCUCAAAUUUCGGAACUGAAGCAUUCCUCGUUAGUUGCUACUUAGGUCAUCGCUUUUGCACGCGGUGCUUAUCCACUCCACGGUGAUGACAAAAAUCAAAUGAUCCGGGCACUUUUUCGGCGCUGAUCAUCGAAAAGUUCCAAAUCCUCCACAGAACGUUUAAUCGUCGACUCUUUUCAAGGUCCAUGCUUAAAUGUGGGAUGUAUGACGGCAAAAAAAAAGAACACUCGCAAAGAUAAACCCUUUCGCUGUCUUUGUCCCAUCGCUUCAUGCUCAGUCUCAGUCGAGUAAUUCAUUAACUUUUAUUUCAUGAUACCCAGAUCCCAGCGGCUGUAAAAUUGUAAAAAUGGACGUUAAGGGAAAAAGGAAAACGGUCGAAGGACGAGCUUCUGAGUUCGACUUCAUCUAAUUUUAUUUUUUCACGGUGCGGUGACACACGAGACUCACGGAAAUAUGACACUUUUCGCGGGAAACUAGCCGUUCUAUUUAUAAAUCUACUCGGGAAAGGGUUGACUCAAGAAAUUAAUGGAGAUGGAGGCUCCAUUUGAUGGGCUCCUGUUCAUGAUGAUGAUGGUGAUAAUGAUGAUGACGACGACGCGACAGUGAUGAUGAUGAUAAUGGUGAUAAUUAUGAUGAUGAUGAUUUUAAGUAUUUUUGCCGGGGACAAAAAUUUCAUAACUGAGUGGGAAAUGGGGUGCGACUAGAUAAGCAGAGGAGAAGCUACCGCUGGUAGCUACCGGUCUUGCUGAUGUGCCAUAAUGCGACAGGAGAAUCUAAGCUGGUAAAAGGAAUGAUUAAAGGCCUUGUUACUCUCAUAGUCUCGUCUCCCACUACGCUGCCUUCACAAGAUGGGUAUUGAACAAGAAAACUGAACUUGUGCAGCUUGUGCCGUAAUUUCACAAGGCGUAUAUUUUUGUAUGAAUGUGAACAUAUAAAAGUGCGUCCACGAGAUGAAAAAUUGUCUGCCAAGUUGAAAGAAGUGUUUCAUUAUACAAUUCAUAUGAGAAAAUUGAAUUUUGGUUUAUGCUACAGUGCCUUGUGCACUCACAAAACUUUGUUUGCUCAACCUCUUUAUCCCCACGGAAUCAAACGCUUUUCAUGUAACUAAUUUCUAUUUUCUCUCUUCACGCUACCGUAGUGUUCUCGCCAAUAGCAUAGCUCGAACAUCCGGUAUAUAAAACACACAGUCAGCAAACCCCGUACUCACUCUGAAAAAGGCGGCUAGCGCUGGAAAUGUCAGCUUCUCAACCCAGGGGAGGGGGAUACUCAACACAAUUUUAUACGUGGAGGCUCCAACCCCCAACUCUUUUAUAUACCAGAAAAGGUACCCCUUUAGUAUGCGUUUUUUCUUUUUUUUUUUGACAAAUGGUACCCCUUUCACAUACGAGUUUAGAACGCGGUAUUCAUUUUAACUGCUGUAAAUACACCGUAAAAUAUGAAACAAAAUCACUGAAACAGGAAGUGUCUUGUCUUUUUUCACAGCCACAAAAUGUGCCUGUUCUCAAUUUUUUAUCCUUUUACAGACCGCAAUGGCAGAUUUCCCUUUCCUUUCGUAUACUUCAACUUGUUAAAUCCUUACCUUUUGAUAUACCUCAUUAACCUGAAGCCUGAAAAAGGUACCCUUUUGGUAGGAGCCUCCCCUUAUGGGCCAUUUAAUAUAGGGCAUUGUAGGGGUAACCCCUCCAGGGCUUCUCAACCCCCCCGGUGGCCAAUCGACUUUAUCAACUCAGUUGAUAAAACUAAUUUUUGGCAUUUCACUGACCCCCGACGCAACACCACAGUUUCUUUAGAAAAUGACCCCUUUAUUCUUCAUCUGCUCGACCUAGUGUCGGUAUUGUAUUGUUGCUGAACCCCUGUUCUUUUUGUUAAAGGGCUCUUUUCGAAGCGCUGGAUAUUCCUCUCAUAGGCGGAUCAGCAGAGUCGCGAUACCUUAGCAUGGACAAACUAAAGACACGGGGAGUUUUGCUUGCCUACAACAAUGUCUCUUGUGCCGAGGGAUUGGUUCUUAACAAAGGUAUACGUCUAUCAACUGUUAACAUGGGACAGACAUGAUAGUGUUUAAGCCUAAUUUUUGAGCGUCACAUCCGCAUGGGUAACCUGUAUGCAAAUUCUCUUGAGUCGAGGUCUGGGGUAUCACUUCCACAAUCCACUCUCCUCUUUUCGAGUUGAUAGAACUGAAGUUCACAGAAUAGUUCGUAGCACAAACAACACGAGAGCCUCAAACCCAUCGGACGCUCUCCGUACAUAAAGACUUCUAACCGAACUCCACAAUACAACUUUAUCGCAUGACGAAUGUCUGUUUACGGCGAUAAGUCCACGAAACAAAUGGUAUCUUAAAAAUUUUAUGAAAUAUCACCAGUUAAUCAGAGGAAAAACUUAAUCCACCGUCAUUCGUGUUUUUUGCCAUUGCGAAGUCAGGCAACGAUGAACUAAGAACUUCCCAUGAUAAGUUGCGGUAUGACGCCUACGUUUUUACGCCGGCCAGAGACUCUAGGAUCAACUGUCAUAAUGCGACAACGUUUUCUGGUGUUCUCUUGAUAAAGUCUACACAGUAUCCUGAUAAGGACAGCAAAAGUUUCGAUAUCGAUUAUUCUUUCUCGUGUCACAGGAGACCCAAUACCAACUGCCCAUAUCAAGUAUCCCUGUAUUGUUAAGGCAAGCAAAGGAGAGGAUUCUAAAGCAGUGCGACUGGUAAGGGACCGGCAGUCUUUAGAUGCAGCAAUUGAGCAUGCGCUCACUUUCUCGAACCAAGUAAUCAUUGAAAGGUAGGUUCUUGUCUUAUCAGUUUUUCGCGUUUUAAAAACUAUUCCCAAUUCCAAACAUUUAAGCUUUUAAUUAAAAAGAGAAUAUUUGGGUUGACAGUCAGUAGCUGAUCCUUAUCACGGCCAAAGUUUCGGCAUUUAGCACUAAAAUUUUUCUUCCCCGCAAAGAAUUCACUGUCAGAAAAGUGGCCCAAAUGAUUAAUAAAAAGGGAAACUCCAUUUCAAAGGGAGAGUGCGGAAAGCAUCGUACGCACGUGAACGUCAUCCCUCAAUGUUCUUAAAUCCCAGCUGAGUUUGGAAAAAGCUUACCUCGUUGACAGGUACGGUAAGAAAAAGAGGCACAAAUCGAAAAUAAAUAAAUAAAGCGAAAUGGAUACAAACAUUUUGGCUAAACAGCUAUCUCGAGAAAGGCUAUCGGAAAAAAUAUGCACGCGGUAAUCCCGAAGGUUACAGUUCUCGACAAUGUAGCUGUCGAACCUACUUUUGUUGCUUUCCUUUAGCACUCGCAAACAUACAUCCAUAGGCUCUAGAACCAUAUUCUUUCAAAUUCCUUUGAAGACAGUGAACUCAAAAUCACCUACAAUACCUUUCGGGAUUGUCGCGAGCACUUUUUUUCCGACAGCCUUUCUCCAAAAAGCUGUAUAUGCACUGUGCAUCUUUGAGCUGAGCAUGUUUGUGCCGUUUUUGUACAGAUUCAUAGAAGGACGAGAGAUUCGGUGCGCUGUAGUCAAAUCAGAAAAAACUGGAGAUAUACAGGCCUUGUCGUGUAUAGAAUUCAACGUACGUCAGGAUGGCAUUCGUAAAACCGAGGAUAAGUUACUCUGCGAUGAAAAAGGAUUACCUAUUUGUAAGUAUCACAUUUUUCUUCAUUCGUAUAAACAAAUUCAAAAUAAAUCAUAAAUCUUGGCUUGAUCCAUUAAAUUCAUAUCAACACUUGUUAAUUCAUUAAUUGUCCAACACUGAGUUAUGAUCAGUCAAUAUGUACCAUCAGUCACAUGUACACUUCGGUAAACCCCCAAACAAAUCAAUAAGCCAUUUGCACGAUGGCGUCAUUUUACUACUAAGACCAGAAUCCUUUUCGUUUUUCCUUUCAUAUUUAAAUUUUGUAAUCCCAGUGAGGUUUGAAUAACAAAAGCCCUAAUUCGCACAAGAAAGCAAAACCCUGAAGGAUUCUGGUCGUAGUAGUAAAAUGAUGUCAUCGUGCAAAUGGCCUAUUGGUUAAAGGAAUUAGUAAGAUAAACUUUUCUCUCUCUCUCGCUUUUCUCUCAGCGGAGAGAUCUAGGCGACAGACAGAAAUAGGUCUGUGUUCUCCCGUCGGGCCAGUCAUUGGUAUUAAAUAAUAUUAAACUAUCAAGAUGAUUUUACAUUGAGAGUUGUUACCUUUUUCAUCUAUCUUUACAUAGGCAAGGCACCAGAAAGUAAGACUUGGUUUCUUGAUCCCGCAAAGGAAGCUGAACUGAUAAACCGCAUCCAGUCACAAAGUCGUCGAGCUUUUCUAGAGUUAGACCUGCAAGACUUUGGCCUUUUCGACUUCCGGGUAGACCUCGAAGGAAAUCCAUUUUUUCUGGAAUGUAACCUGUUCUGUUCGUUUGGUCUUCAGAGUUUUCUUAAUGUAGUUGCCAGGAAUUCUGGUUUUACCGAUGAAAGUUUGUUUGAUUUAAUGGUUCAGAACGCUUUGUUACGGAAAGCGAAGAUUUAA